AUGACAGCAGCAUGGCUCCUACCCAUUGUAGCCUGUAUUGUUGCAGCAGCUUCUGGUGGCGUUGUCGCGUCAGUGCUACCUGAGCCAAACCACGCCCUCCUAACCAUAGUCACCAGCUAUGUGCUGUGGGGUAUGGGCGUGCCACUGGCGCUCGUGGUUAUGGUGAUGUACUUCCACCGUCUCGCCAUCCAUAAUCUCCCAUCUCAGGAAGUAAUCGUCAGUGUCUUCCUGCCUCUUGGACCUAUGGGACAGGGCGGAUACGCCGCUUUGAAACUCGGAAUCCAAGCUUCAAAGACCUUUCCAGAGACGAACACGUUGCAUCCAAUGGCCGGCGAAGUUCUCUACGUCCUAGGUUGGAUGACUGCCAUCACGCUAUGGGGCUUUGGCUUGGUAUGGCUAUUCUUCGCAGUCGCGUCAAUCAGUCGGAGCAAGUUCCCUUUCAAUAUGGGCUGGUGGGGAUUUACCUUUCCCAUUGGCGUCUUCACGAUGUCGACCAUUACUAUUGGCCAAGAACUGCCAUCCGCGUUCUUCAGAGUUCUAGGUACGGUACUUGGUGUCAGCGUCAUACUUUUGUGGCUACUAGUCGCUAUCGGUACUAUGAAGAACAUGGUGUAUGGCAAUAUGUUCCAAGCGCCAUGCUUGCGCGAGAUGGAGAAGGAAGCAUGUGCAGCGUCUGCUGAAAUGCAACAGCAGGACGUGUGA
This is a messenger RNA of Alternaria viburni, 702 nucleotides long. RefSeq lists its product as uncharacterized. Lineage: Eukaryota; Fungi; Ascomycota; Dothideomycetes; Pleosporales; Pleosporaceae. The coding region runs from base 1 to 702 and encodes 233 amino acids. The record is from RefSeq and is a predicted model, not a curated record. Gene Ontology annotation, cellular component: plasma membrane. Gene Ontology annotation, molecular function: sulfite transmembrane transporter activity. The transcript has a single exon. Gene Ontology annotation, biological process: transmembrane transport; sulfite transmembrane transport.